AUGACCGACGACUAUUACCAAUUACUAUCACCUACAAUACAAGCGAUUACUAUAGUAAUUUGCAUCAUCGGAUUAUUCGGGAAUGUGAAUCUGAUAAUAGCGACAUGUCGGAAGAAGUCUCUGAGGACAAAAAUGGGAUGUCUUUUGAUGAUUUCCACGUUCGCUCACACAAUAUGCCUAAUAUCGGAACUUGUUUGCGCAAAACUCAAAUUAAGAUUCACACGAACCCAUCGCGACGAAUGUUUCCGAUCAGUUAUCGUCUACAUGUUUGCAGUUUUAUUCCAAUCCGUGCUCUUCACAAUGAUGUCAAUCGAUCUGCUUCUUGCCGUUUUUAUGCCAAUCAGGCACAAAUUAUGGCGUCGUGGUCCGUACCUUUUAAUAAUGUGCACACCUCCGUUAGGAUUUUCAAUAUUCGCGCUGUUCAUCGAAGAACUCUAUAUUAAUCAUGACGAUCUUCUAAUAUGUACAGUUACUCUUGCGGUGCCACCACAAGUCAGAUUCUGGGGCACAUUGAUCACGGUGUUCACAAUUAUAGGAUCCGUUAUCAUAGUGUUCAUAACUGCUUGUAAACUACAUUACAAUGAGCGUCAGUCUCAACGACGAAUACUGCGUCAUUCGAGCAGUGUGACGAGCAAUACAAAGUGUAGCGACGCGAAACUUCUCCGUUCCUUGAUAACUAUGAUGUUCGUAUUCGUCUGCUCCUGGUGCACCUCGGUUCUUCUCUCUCAUAUCUCUCUAUACUUCAGCAAGGAUGUCGCCUACGAAAUCCAAAAAUACAAUAUCCUCUUAUCGCUUCCAACAUUCUGCCAAAAUUAUUUUGUCACCGGACUACGGUCGUCAAAGUAUUUCAAAGCGUACGCCGAGCAGGCUCCAUAUAUUACUUGUCUCGUGAAACGGGCUGAAAGGAUCUCGUCUGAAAAAUCUGCCGCCUACGUUUAA
Caenorhabditis bovis is the source of this 939-nucleotide messenger RNA. Lineage: Eukaryota; Metazoa; Nematoda; Chromadorea; Rhabditida; Rhabditidae. The record is from the annotation of a GenBank genome assembly.